This is a messenger RNA of Arvicola amphibius (Eurasian water vole), 717 nucleotides long. It is a transcript of the gene Shisa3, whose product is annotated as shisa family member 3. NCBI's taxonomy places the organism in Eukaryota, Metazoa, Chordata, Mammalia, Rodentia, Cricetidae. The transcript is spliced from 2 exons. The record is from RefSeq and is a predicted model, not a curated record. The coding region runs from base 1 to 717 and encodes 238 amino acids.
AUGGGGGCGCUGCUGGCGCUCUGUUUCCUCGUGGGCUUGCUGCGCUGUGGCCCGGCGGAAGCACAGCAGCCUGGGGAAUACUGCCACGGCUGGGUGGACGCUCAGGGCAACUAUCACGAGGGUUUCCAGUGCCCCGAGGACUUCGACACGCAGGACGCCACCAUCUGCUGCGGUUCGUGCGCGCUGCGCUACUGCUGCGCUGCAGCCGACGCCAGGUUGGAGCAGGGCGGCUGCACCAACGACCGCGGAGAGCUGGAGCAUCCCGGCAUUACCGCGCAGCCUGUCUACGUCCCCUUCUUGAUUGUCGGCUCCAUCUUCAUCGCCUUCAUCAUCUUGGGCUCUUUAGUGGCUAUCUACUGCUGCACCUGUUUGAGGCCCAAGGAGCCCUCCCAGCAGCCGAUCCGCUUCUCACUCCGCAGCUACCAGACAGAGACCUUGCCCAUGAUCCUCACCUCCACCAGCCUCAGAGCGCCUUCCAGGCAGUCCAGCACAGCCACCAGCUCCAGCUCCACAGGGGGCUCUGUCCGGAGGUUCUCCUUUGCCAGGCCUGAGCCAGGCUGCCUGGUACCCUCAUCACCCCCGCCUUACUCCACUGGCCAUGCCAUACACCUAACCCAGCCGUCCGGUUUCCUGGUGUCACCCCAGUAUUUUGCCUACCCUCUGCAGCAGGAGCCCCCAUUACCCGGGAAGAGCUGUCCGGAUUUCAGUUCCAGCUGA